This is a messenger RNA of Peronospora matthiolae, 252 nucleotides long. The record is from the annotation of a GenBank genome assembly. NCBI's taxonomy places the organism in Eukaryota, Oomycota, Peronosporomycetes, Peronosporales, Peronosporaceae.
AUGGUGGGGGCAAGCGCUGCCAAACAGCAGGAUGCACCAGUCGGGCGAAGCAUCAAGGACGCUGCUGGAAGCAUGGAGGAUCGACCGAGUGCAAAGUGCCGAGCUGCAUCAAUCGAGCCAAGUCACGCGGAUUCUGCUGGUCGCACGGUGGCGGAACAAAGUGCAGGACUAAGAAUUGCGAGAAAAUUGCCAUUUCCAAUGCCCUGUGCUGGGCUCACGGAGGAGGUACAAGUGCCGUUCUUCUGUAACUAG